Molecule: messenger RNA, 1563 nt
Organism: Melanaphis sacchari
Lineage: Eukaryota; Metazoa; Arthropoda; Insecta; Hemiptera; Aphididae
Exons: 4
Coding region: 345-1448 (367 amino acids)
Source: RefSeq, a predicted model, not a curated record
AUACGAACUGUACGUCUGUACGAAGUUUUAAAUUUUAAUAUGAAAUUGUAUGCUCAUUGCUCAUUAUUCACUAUUGUCUACUGACUACUACUCUGUUGUAGUUGUACAAGUGCAACUUUAUUGUUAGCCGUUAGGAAGUAAAAAUGAUAGUCUCAAAGUUAAAAGUAGAAAUGCAGGUAAAAAAAAUCUAACUUCUUAUUUACAUGUAAAUUCUAUUUAGUAAUUUGAAAUGGUUUUAAUAAAUUGUAAUUUACCAAGAAUGUAUGAAAAACACUCGAAAAAAAAUUGACGAGGCCUCAAAAUUAAUGUAUAUCAUAAUAUAUUCAUAAAUCUUAACUGCAGCUAUGGUGUUUAGAAGCGCAAAUGGUAAUAAGUCAAAAAUAUGUGCAUUGCCAAUGCCUUUAUUAAUGGGCUUUGUUAUUGGCAUUAUAUCAGUUUAUACUUAUUAUUUGCUAUUGAAUUAUGAAGACAACACAAAGUUAACACCAGUUCCUGUUAAAAUGUUUAACAGUCAAUUAAAGAUGAAUUAUCAUCACCACUAUCAUCUAGUGGAUUUAACAAAAUCAACUAUAAAUCGUAAUACAACGCUUUUGUGUCUCAUAUUCAUUAAUAAUAUAGACUCAUUACUUAUGCAACACAAUGUUUGGCUUGAUAAAUGCGGCAACAACAAAAUAUAUGUGAGUAAACAAAAGCACAAAUAUAUUGGGCAAGUUGUAACUGAUACUUAUUCAUCACAACCAUGGAAAUAUUUCUGUCAGACUAUAAUGUAUUUACAUAACCAAUAUAAUUCACAUAACUUUAAAUAUGAUUGGAUAUUUUUGGCCAAGGAUAAUGUAUGGUUAAUUUAUGAAAACUUAUUACACUUAAUAUCAUUUUUGAAUGUCAAUAAACACAAACAUAAUUAUUAUGCUGGGCAAUACAUCAAUGGUAUAUUAAAUAUCAAUGCAGGUGUACUGUUUGAUACAAAUACAUUAACAGCCUUAGUAAAUUUAAUUAGUAAUAUGGAUGGCUGUAAUUCGGAAGUAUCCAACAAUGAAAAUCAAAUGUUAGAUUAUUAUUUAAGAAAACUAAAUAAUGUUGUACCCAUCAGCAAUAUGGAUUCGUAUGGUUGUACCUUGUUUCAUUCAAUAAAUCUUUUCAAUGCUUUUAACGUAAAAAGCCUGAGACCUGAAAUACUUAAUAAAUGUAUGAGUAGAUUUGCCAUUACAUUUCAACUAGAUUUAUCUUCAAAUUACUAUGCAAUGUUUUACAAGUAUGUCUUAUACAAAAUAAGAUUAGUAACCAAACAAGAUCUGUCUAAUUCGAAUAAAAUUAUAUCAGAUCCAUCUCCUGAAGACGUGAAUAUUUGGAGGAAAGAAGCUCUUUAUGAAUUGAAUUUUGACCCUAGUAAUACAUCACAAACAGAUUUUUUUUACUACUGGUCAAAAAAACGUCAAAUUAUAUUAUAAUAAUUGUUAAUUUUUAACUACUUUAAUUUAGGUAUAUUGGUUGUGGUUUCAGUGGUAUGACAAACUUAAAAAUUUUGUUGAAAAUAAAAUAUUAUUUAUCAUAGGUACUGUAUUA